AUGCCGAGGGACAUGAUCUGCGCCCUGACGUCCUUCCCGCUCAAAGAAGGAUUGAUGAAGGCCGCGCGCUCCCGUCCUGAUCUUCGAUACAUGGAUGCCCCGGUGGCCUUGUAUCACGACCUGUCGCAGACAACUCUAGACACCCGGCGGGCCCUGCGGCCGCUUACCCGCCUGCUUCAGGAAAGAAGAAUCCCGUAUAAGUGGGGUUUCCCCUUUAGCCUGCAGGCCCGGGUGGGCAAUAUGUGGCAUGUGCUUCAGUGGCCCAACGAUGUCCCCCGGUUCCUCAGAAAUGCGGGCCUUCCCCAUAUCUCUGUCCCGAAUUGGAUCUUGGGGGAGCCCCCGGCUAGGGCAUCGGGCCCCGACGAGGCUGCACACAACCUUCAUCCGGAUCCUGAGAUGCCACGACGCAGAGGAGGGCCGAAUGGCCCAGAAGAGUAG
Molecule: messenger RNA, 438 nt
Organism: Pelobates cultripes (western spadefoot toad)
Lineage: Eukaryota; Metazoa; Chordata; Amphibia; Anura; Pelobatidae
Source: the annotation of a GenBank genome assembly